Molecule: messenger RNA, 779 nt
Organism: Aspergillus glaucus CBS 516.65
Lineage: Eukaryota; Fungi; Ascomycota; Eurotiomycetes; Eurotiales; Aspergillaceae
Product: 40S ribosomal protein eS24
Exons: 3
Coding region: 75-476 (133 amino acids)
Biological process (GO): translation
Cellular component (GO): ribosome
Molecular function (GO): structural constituent of ribosome
Source: RefSeq, a predicted model, not a curated record
CGCCAACAACUUUCCCUUUUUCCUUCGUCACUUGUCGACAGAUUUCUCGCUGUCAAUCACAGAAAUCGACAACCAUGGCCGACGCUCCCGUUACCCUGCGGACGCGCAAGUUCAUCCGCAACCCUCUGCUUGCCCGGAGACAGAUGGUCGUUGACGUCCUCCACCCCAACCGUGCCAACGUCUCCAAGGAUGAGCUCCGCGACAAGCUCUCCGGUCUCUACAAGGCCAACAAGGACGAGGUCUCCGUCUUCGGCUUCCGCACGCAAUACGGUGGUGGCAAGAGCACCGGCUUCGCCCUGGUCUACGACUCCACUGAGGCCCUGAAGAAGUUCGAGCCUCACCACCGUCUCGUCCGCAUCGGUGCCGCUACCAAGAUCGAGAAGGCCUCCAGACAGCAGCGCAAGCAACGAAAGAACCGUUCCAAGAAGUUCCGCGGUACCGCCAAGACCAAGGGCCCCAAGAAGAGCAAGGACUAAAUGUAAUCGCCAACGGACGCUUUCUGGUGAUAGUGCUGCUGGUGAUUAUGGGCGGGGGUUUACUGUGAUUAUAGGGAUUAGGGAAUUUGGAAAAUGGAAAUGGACAACCUUUUUUCUCGUUUCUUCGCGCAUUACGGUUUGCACUUGCACACACAAAAAAGGGAAAUUUUUUUUAAAAGGAAAUGGAAUGCGGCUUUUCCCGGGGGGAACUGUUGAUGACCCUGCUGCUUUGAAACCCUGUGGUUUUUUUUUUUUUUAAUUCGAGGUGGUAUUUUGUGUUUGCAAGAUGACUUACUUGUUCCA